Hydractinia symbiolongicarpus is the source of this 2058-nucleotide messenger RNA. Its product is annotated as AT-rich interactive domain-containing protein 3C-like. The record is from RefSeq and is a predicted model, not a curated record. Gene Ontology annotation, biological process: regulation of transcription by RNA polymerase II. The coding region runs from base 426 to 2045 and encodes 539 amino acids. The transcript has 6 exons. Gene Ontology annotation, cellular component: nucleus. Gene Ontology annotation, molecular function: DNA binding. NCBI's taxonomy places the organism in Eukaryota, Metazoa, Cnidaria, Hydrozoa, Anthoathecata, Hydractiniidae.
UAUCGACGCAGGUAAUACAGUGGAGCAAUUCCACGCGCCUAGGUUGCUAUUGAUUUCACUAACACACCAUACACACCGCGUCAGAACAAGACAUGGAGCGCCGUUUAAGAUAUGGAGUGCCGUUUUAACAUUUAUUUUUCCGUUUAAUUAAUGUGGGAAUGCCAGUAUUUUUCACGCAAGCCAAUGUGCUACCUGUUGUCUUAACAAUUAACACCAGCAAGCACAUUACACAAAUAUUCACCAGGUGUAUCCAUCAUACUAUGUACUGUUAUUUUGAUGUAUUUAAUUGCACGUGUUAAUGGCGACUCUAAUUAACAACCCGACAUAAUGCGGACAAUUUUAAUUAAUACUCAAUUCUUGUGAAAUUUGUGUUCACUUUUUGUGGAUAAUUUGUACAAAGGUGGUCUAGAAAAAUUUAGUCCAGAAUGUCCACAGAAGUCAGCGCUGCUCCACGAGUCAUGCCUGUUUUAAAAUCGACUAGUGAUUUGCCUCGAAAAGAGGAGAAGGUUGACGCGAACUCUCUGCACGCUUACCAGAUGUGGUUGAAAGAGAAACAAAUGAGAGAGCAGGAGGAGGAAGAUAAGAAGAUGAAGACAGAGGAGGAAGAUGAUGAUAGCAAUGAGGAAAACUUUCGUGUUGAUGCUGUCCUAGAAAGAGGUCCUUCUCCACCCGAAUCAGAGACAUCCAACACAUAUGAAUGGUCAUAUGAGGAGCAAUUUAAACAAUUGUAUGAAAUUGACGAAGAUCCUGACCGAAAGUCCUUCUUGGACGAGUACUUUGACUUCAUGAAGGGAAGAGGAACACCUGUGAGCCGGAUCCCCAUCAUGGCCAAACAAAUCUUGGAUUUGUUCCAAUUGUACAACUUAGUAGUCAAGCAUGGUGGGUUAGUUCAGGUUAUACGGAACAAACAGUGGAGCAAGAUCACAAAGGGUCUAAAUUUACCUACAUCGAUAACAAGUGCUGCAUUCACACUUCGCACACAGUACCUGAAAUAUCUGUACCCAUACGAGUGCACCCUACACAACUUUUCCACUCCAAAAGAAUUACAAGCAGCCAUAGAUAGCAACAGACGGGAUCGAUUCUCCACACUGUAUCAUGCAGAGCCCACCAUGACAUCCACACGAGAUGACCGGUUUGGUUCCUUCCCUAUAAACGGGUGCGAUUAUCCAGCAACCCAACCGCAUCACCAUCUACCCCAUCCAUCUUUGAGUUCAUCGCAAAUGGAUGUCAGGUAUGGGUUGAAACGACCAAGUGAUGCUAUGAUGGCAAAGUCGUAUGAUAAAUAUGGUAUGGAUAGUCCAAAGGUGAUCGUCCUUCAGGACGGCACACCAUCAAUUGCAGAAAGCCGAUCUGGUAAAAUGUCUCCACCGUCCUUUCAUUCACGACCAAGAUCGCCAUUAAGAGAUAGUGAUAUGAGAACACUAGCAGAAAUAGAAGCCCGAAGAAGAAGUCACCAUUUCUCUUAUGGAGGAAAAGAUUGGGAUGGAGAUGCUAGACAUGUGAUUGAAGAAGAAGCGAGGAGGCGACUAAUGGAUGAUUCUAGAACCAAACCUGGAAUGAUUUGCAAAGACAAGAACUGCAAUGGGAUCGACUGCAAAUACGGCAGAGCAGAGCCACCACCUCACCGUCACAGGCCUCCACAUGACAGUAUGAUGUCAAUGUGCCCGUGUGUGUAUUGUAAAGAUCCUCGAUCCUCCUACUCGCCACCUCGAAGAGAGAACUCGCGACAUCAUAUGGAUGGAGCCAGUGCGACAAGUCACGAUAGUUUGCGAUACAAUAACACGCGUACACCACCAUCGACAGUGUCACAUGGUGAAACAAAUGGUACCAGGGCUACGCCGCAACCUCUUAAAACAGAAAACAAUGAAAACUCGUCUCCAAUGACAACAUUACGAAUGAAACUACCUGACGUAAGAAAGGGCGGAAACUCGAUAAAAAUUUCGCUUGAGGUGGAGGGCGUUAUUUAUGAGGGCGUCAUAAGUGCAAAAGAACCAAUUACUAAUGGUGACGUCGCCCACGCACGAAACAAUAUUGACGCUGAGUAGCUUUAUUGUACAA